Lactuca virosa is the source of this 738-nucleotide messenger RNA. The record is from the annotation of a GenBank genome assembly. Lineage: Eukaryota; Viridiplantae; Streptophyta; Magnoliopsida; Asterales; Asteraceae.
AUGGCUAGCAAAAUCAUCACAGUCUCAUCACCGGAAACCACCCAAUCUCAGCCCCUCCAACUGCAGGACCGGGUUGCAAUCGUCACCGGCGGCUCUCGCGGUAUCGGCAAAGCCAUCUCCCUCCACCUAGCAUCCCUUGGAGCAAAGCUCGUCGUCAAUUACACUUCCAAUUCCUCUAAAGCGGAUCUAGUCGUUUCGGAAAUUAAUUCCAAAUCUCAAUCUGAAUCCCCACAAGCUGUUUCUUUCAAAGCCGACGUAUCAGAUCCGAUUCAAGUAAAAGCCCUCUUUGAUGCAGCUGAGUCCGCCUUCGAUUCCCCAUUAUAUAUCCUCGUCAACGCCGCCGGGGUUCUUGACUCCUCCUAUUCUUCGAUCCCCAAUUCCUCCCUCGACGAAUUCGAUAGGACGUUUGCCGUGAACACGAGAGGCGCUUAUUUAUGCUUACCGGGGUACGGGCCGUAUGCAGCGUCUAAAGCUGCGGUGGAGGCUAUGGUGAAGAUUCUGGCGAAGGAACUGAAGGGGACGAGGAUCACGGCGAACUGUGUAGCUCCGGGGCCUAUCGCGACAGAUCUGUUUUUCGAAGGAAAAACUGAAGCGAUGGUGAAUAUAGUAAUUGAUCAGAACCCUUUGGGUAGACUGGGGUUGCCGGAGGAUGUUGCUCCCUUGGUUGGGUUCUUGGCGAGUGACGCCGGUGAGUGGAUAAACGGUCAGAUCGUUCGUGUCAAUGGUGGAUUUGUGUGA